AAAAAAAAAAAAUCUAACUACCUAGUCGGAUUCCCCAAUUCCGACUAGGGUAUUUCAUUUAAAAAAAAAUUGCAAUCCUAAAUCGACUAAUUUAUAAAUGGUACUCUAAUUUAAAAAAAAAAAAUCAAGUGCCUAGUCGGAAUUCGGGAAUCCGACUAGGGUAUUAUUUUAAAAAAAAAAAUUGUAUUCCUUCGUUUAAUAAAUCGGCUCUAAUUUUAAAAAUUAGAGCCGAUUCCAAAGAUUCCAAAGACCGUGUAUGGUAUGAACCACUUCGUGCCCAUCGUGCAGACCGUGUAUGGUAUGAACCAGAUUCCAAACACUCGUGCUUGAAAUGCGUCAGUUGCCCUUCAGCUGCAUUCGGAUGUGAAGCGCGAGAUGAAAGGGUGAUAAAUAUGUUAGCAUAUGCUGGGUUCUUGGGGGUAGAGCACAUUGCCCGUAUGAAGGUGGAUCAUAGUUUAAUAUGCGCGUUGGUGGAGAGAUGGAGGCCGGAGACACAUACUUUCCAUCUUCCAUUCGGUGAGGUCGGCAUUAGUCUACAAGAUGUGGCGGUAAUCCUUGGUUUGCCCAUUCAGGGUAUGCCCCUCAGUGGUCCAACCAUUAGGGGUAAGGAUCAGUGGAUCGACCUGUGCACUCAAUCGUGUGGUUUCACUCCUCUACAGACUGAUAUGCGCACGAGUGAUAUCACUAUGAGUGUCGUUACCUGUCACCGGAUCCUAGAUGACAGUACAGACGAAGAGGUGACCCAACACACCAGGACUCUAAUAUGACAAUUGCUUGGAGGGUUUUUGUUCCCUGACACGAGUGGGGCAAGAAUACGAUUGUACUUUUUGGAGGUCUUGCAGGGUGACUUGGCUUUAGCCCGUCGCUGGAGUUGGGGAUCAGCGGUUCUCGGGUACCUAUACCAUAACUUGUGCAACGGCACAAUGUGGGAAACCAAACAAGUUGGCGGUUGUAUGCACUUGUUACAGAUUUGGGCUUGGUCGAGGAUUUCGAUGGUCCGUCCCUCAGCACUUCAGGUCAUUCAACAUGGCCAUCUUCCAUAUGGGUGCAAGUAUGUUGUCAAUUACAUCUUAAUAAUUGAGAAUGCUUUACAUGACGUUACAUUUUUUAACUUCAUAUCGGUAAUCAAUAAAUGUAGGUGGAUCGUCCCCAAGUCGUAUAAGGGAUCCCCAAGACAUUGCAUACGCUUGUACCGGGAUGACCUAGACCGCAUGACUGAGAGUCAGUUUGAUUUCACUCCCUACGCGUCCGAGAUGCUCCCGCCUCUCAUCCUUAAUGAUGCUCCGCUUUGGUCGGCUAGAGUCAUGCUCAUAUUUUGCAAUAUGGCCGAAAUGCAUUACCCGGAUCGAUUUCUUCGGCAGUUCGGUAUAAGGCAAGACAUUCCGAAUGCUCCUUUGCCGGGUACUGAUCAUCACGGAUCUCGUUCCAACAUAGUAAUCGGUGCCUUGGCGAUGUGGGCGGACAUACAACAUAAUAUAUACGUUCUUGAUUAUGAUCGAUAUAUGUCCCUCGAAGCAACUAAAAGGUACCGAAACUGGUACAAGAAGCAUGGUAUGACACGUGUCCAGAACCCUUCUCACAAUGUGCCCACGACAGGCUACACCCCGACAGCACACGAUUGGGGUAUUGUGAAGCAAGGCGUUCACGAGGUGUAUC
Messenger RNA from Cuscuta epithymum, 1656 nucleotides. The record is from the annotation of a GenBank genome assembly. Lineage: Eukaryota; Viridiplantae; Streptophyta; Magnoliopsida; Solanales; Convolvulaceae.